Molecule: messenger RNA, 3237 nt
Organism: Xenopus laevis (African clawed frog)
Lineage: Eukaryota; Metazoa; Chordata; Amphibia; Anura; Pipidae
Gene: acsf2.L
Product: acyl-CoA synthetase family member 2 L homeolog
Exons: 16
Coding region: 80-1879 (599 amino acids)
Biological process (GO): fatty acid metabolic process
Molecular function (GO): medium-chain fatty acid-CoA ligase activity
Source: RefSeq, a predicted model, not a curated record
CACAGUAACUGGGCGUGGAUUAAGAACUCCUUAACGUUCUACUAUUCGGGUUCCGUCUGACGAUCUUGGGCAUCUUGUUAUGGCGCCUGUUAGAUUGGUGCAGGUCCUGACUCGGGAGCUCCUGGGUGCAGGAUGGAGGAGGGUGUGGUACCGAGACAUUCAUCGGGGCAGUUACCUGCUGUCAGACUUCCCACCGCCCAGGCCUGUUACCAACACCAGUUAUGUUCAUGGAACGUGUGACCUGCCCCUUAACAGCAAGACUGUGCAUCAGUGCCUGCUGGAGACCACCGAUCGGAUCCCGGACGUGGAGGCUGUUGUUUUCCCACGCAGCAACAUACGUAAAACCUUCAGCCAGCUGAUCGAUGAUGUCGAAUCCCUUGCAGCUGGGCUAGUGGCUCUCGGGCUCAAGAAAGGAGAUCGCGUUGGAAUGUGGGGCCCUAACAGCUACGAAUGGAUUUUAGUGCAGUUUGCUACUGCUCGGGCUGGCAUUAUCCUGGUCUCUGUGAACCCGGCAUAUCAGGCCAGAGAGCUGGAGUACGUUCUGAAGAAGGUUAAAUGUUCUGCACUCGUUUUCCCAUCACAAUUUAAAACCCAGAAGUAUUAUGAACUACUCUCAGAAAUUUGCCCAGAAUUAGAGACUUCACCAGCAGGAGAUCUUCAGUGCAAGAAGCUUCCAGACCUCCACUCAGUUAUUGUCCUGGAUAAGAGACACCCAGGCACCUUUCUGUUCCAGGAUGUAAUGGAGGCAGGGAACUCAAGCUCAGUACAGCAGCUGCAGGAUUUCCAGAAGAACAUUUCAUGUGACGACCCCAUCAACAUCCAGUUCACAUCUGGUACAACUGGAAGUCCCAAGGGUGCAACUCUUAGUCACCACAACAUUGUUAACAAUGCAUCCCUUGGGGGAAGGCGGAUGGGAUACAACUGGAAGAAGGGCGUAAGAACGGCACUCCCUGUGCCACUGUAUCACUGCUUGGGCUCUGUGAUUGGGGGAAUGGUUAUGGCAGUUUAUGGUACCACGCUGGUCUUCCCAUCUCCAGGUUACGAUGUUCGUGCCCUCCUUGAGGCUAUUUCCAUUGAGAAGUGCAACUGCAUGUAUGGAACCCCCACCAUGUACAUAGAUCUUCUGUCUCAGCCUGACUUUGCUGCUCACACCUCCACCCUCACUAGUGGAGUUAUUGCGGGGUCCAUUGCACCUCCAGAGAUCAUGAAAAAGAUUUUUACCGAGACAGCCAUGAAGGAGAUUGUAAUAGGAUAUGGAACUACAGAAAACAGCCCUGUCACAUUUCUGGGUUUCCCACAUGAUAACUUUAUUCGCAAGACGGAGACUGUUGGCCACAUUGUAUCCCACACUGAGGCAAAGGUGGUGGAUACUAAUACAGGCCAGAUAGUCCCACUGAAUGCCCCUGGUGAGCUGCUGAUCCGUGGCUACUGUGUCAUGUUGGAAUACUGGGGAGACCCAGAGAAGACUAAAGAAGUUAUGACCCCUGCAAACUGGUACAGAACUGGAGACAUUGCCACUAUGGACGAAUAUGGUUACUGCCGCAUUGUAGGACGUUGCAAAGAUAUGAUUAUCCGAGGGGGCGAGAAUAUUUACCCUGCUGAGGUUGAAGACUUCUUGCACACGCACCCCAGUAUCUUGGAGGCUCAGGUCAUUGGAGUGAAAGAUGAGCGCAUGGGGGAAGAGGUCUGUGCUUGCAUUCGCCUCUAUGACAACAAGACCGCUACUGCCGAUGACAUCAAGGAAUUUUGCAAGGGAAAGAUUUCCCACUUUAAGAUCCCACGUUACAUUGUGUUUGUGAAAGACUAUCCACUCACAGUUUCUGGAAAGAUCCAGAAAUACAAACUGAGAGAAAGAAUGGAACAAGAGCUGAACCUGUGAAGAAAUAAUGACUACCUUCCCUCUCUUAGUGCCUUUUCUUGUUACUCCUGAGCCUGCUUUUCACGUAUCUUUACACCUUCUCACGUCUGAACUUAUGGUUCUUCAGUUCCUUCACUCUGCACCUCUUUGUUCUUCCUACUAAGCCUGACUAAACAUGUAACAGCUCUAUCUUUCCUGCCCAAAUGUUCUGUAUUCAUUUAUCCAUGGGAUUCUCCACUUUUCUCUUCAACAUCUCCAUAGUUUCCUUCUUCCUUCCUACUUCAUUGUGUUUAUCUCAAACCUUAGGCCUUGAGUGUAAGGGCAAAGGAACACGGUGAUUCCAAGUGUUGUCACCCAUGUUUGCAGAUGAUUGAUGUACUUGGAGUAUAAGUGUUUUGUCCCCCACCUACUGCUAAUGGUUCUGGCGAUCAAACACUGUGGGGAGAGUUUUGUAAGUUUUUGUUAUGGCUUCGGUCUCUUUAAUAUUAACAUGUUCUGUUUCUGAAGGCUUUUUAUGGUCAGUAAAUUAGAACCAGAUCAUGUUGUGUUCCUGCAAACCACAUAUUAACGUAUUUUUUAAAGUUCUUUGUCCCUGGAAAGUCGUAAGCCUCCUAUAUCUUUUUUUUAUCCAUGAUACAGCUUUUAUACAUAAGCUAAAGGCAAAACUGAAUGUGUGCCCUGAUCUCUGCCAAGCGAGUUUCAAAAGGAGAAAGUAACAUCCCUAAUUCAUUCUGUGAUAUGUAUACUGGGAAACUAAUGUGUAUUCAAUUGUCCUGUCUCCCUUCCACCAUCCAAAAACGUGUUCAAGCUAUCAGUGGAGGUCUGCACCAUCAAGUUCCCCUCUAACCUGGCACGAUAUUGUGAAGCCAUUCUGUAGCUGUAGAGGUCAUGCUUAGUUUUUGCUUUUAUGUUUUUUAAUACAUGUUUUUAUGUGAAAUGCUGAAGUUGAGUGUUUAAUAUACACUUGUUCUCUGACUGAUAACAGUUGCUGCUUUUUUAAUAUUCAUAUUCCCAACUGGAUCUUUUUACAAAAAGAAAAUGAUGUCUUCCCUUUUUCUCUUCCCAAAUUUAAGCCAUAUAGAUAAGAGGGAUCUUUUACUAUACUGUAUCUCUCUCUCUCUCUCUCUCUCUCUCUCUCUCUCUCUCUCUCUCUCUCUCUCUCUCUCUCUCUCUCUCUCUCUCUCUCUCUCUCUCACUCACUCUCUACCACUCUCUACCACUCUCUCUCUCUAUAUAUAUAUCCAUCUCUAAAUAGGAAAGUUUCUUAGAAUUACAUUUUCUUCUUUACUUGAGUUGAUAUCCCCUAUCACUAUAAACAUUACUAUAAGGAUUUUGUUAAAUCAAAGGCAUGUGCUUGAUAAUAAAAGUGAUAGAAAAUA